This is a messenger RNA of Rotaria socialis, 834 nucleotides long. Lineage: Eukaryota; Metazoa; Rotifera; Eurotatoria; Philodinida; Philodinidae. The record is from the annotation of a GenBank genome assembly.
AUGGCUGAUCACAUAAAACAUGAGCAUGAAUUAAGUUAUUCAUAUAUUGAACAAAAUCAAACAAUGAAUCCAACACAACAAAAUAUAUCUAUUAUUUCGCAAUCAGUAUCACGACCCAAUACUUUACAAAUAGAUGGACAACAUAUCAGCAAUGCAAUGUUGUUUACACCGAGCGAUUAUAACAAUCUUUUACUAUCGACACCAGAACUUCUUAAUGUGCUGGAAAUGCAAACGCCUAUUAAUGAACAAUCUUCAACAGGUUCUCAUAUAAUUGAUGGAAUGUUCUCACAGCCUAUCGACAAUAAUAAUACUCGUUUGAUGUUACCAACAACGAAUCAAUAUGAUUCUUCUGCAUGUCAAAUAGUGUCCAAUAAUGAUAUGCUAAAACAAGAAAAUAUUCCAAUCUAUCAUCUACCUCGAUCGAAUUCGCAAGCAUCGUCAUAUAAUCCAUCGGUGUCAUCAUUUGCCAUGGAUAAUGAUUCGUCUAAUUCGCAAGCAUCUUCCAGUCCGUCAUCAACAAGUCAACGAUCGAAACAACAAAAAGAUGAAUUACAACAUGUUCCAUCGAUGCGAACAAAAGCUCACGAUGAACCACCUGAUAUAGUACGAAAGGAAAAAAAACGUGAACGAAAUCGACAAGCAGCGCAAAAAUGUCGCACAAGAAAGUUAACACGCAUCGCUGAAUUACAAAAACGCGUUACUGAAUUACAAGGGAAAAAUAAAGAUUUAUCAAGCAUAGCCGAUUGUCUUAAAUCUGAUAUCACAAAUUUAGAAAAGAAACUAUGCGAUCAUCAUAACCAAGGAUGUGUAUUAAUGAAUGGAUCAAUAUUAUAA